Molecule: messenger RNA, 717 nt
Organism: Menidia menidia (Atlantic silverside)
Lineage: Eukaryota; Metazoa; Chordata; Actinopteri; Atheriniformes; Atherinopsidae
Source: the annotation of a GenBank genome assembly
CACACACACACACACUUUCACUCUUUCUCAUUUACCUCCAUUCAAUACCCACGCUGACGGGUGACAAAGCAAAGCGCGUCUUUAGAAAUGACAAUCACAAAGCUAGACAGUGUGCUUUUGCCCAGAAAGAAGUUCAUCUAUCAUUACAAGAACUUGCGCUGGGCAAGGGGCCGGUGUGAGACAUACCUCUGCUUUGUGGUGAAAAGGAGGGUGGGCCCAGACUCCUUGACUUUUGACUUUGGGCACCUCCGUAACCGCAAUGGCUGCCAUGUGGAGCUUCUUUUUCUGCGCUACUUGGGAGCGUUGUGCCCUGGUCUGUGGGGCUACGGCUCAGGAAAGGUCAGCUACUCCAUCACCUGGUUUUGCUCGUGGUCCCCCUGUGCCAACUGCUCCUACAGACUGGCCCAAUUCCUCAGCAAGACUCCCAACCUUCGACUCAGGAUUUUUGUCUCUCGGCUUUAUUUCUGUGAUUUGGAAGACAGCCGUGAAAGGGAGGGUCUGAGAAUACUGAAAAAAGCUGGUGUGCACAUCACAGUCAUGAGUUACAAAGACUACUUCUAUUGCUGGCAGACCUUUGUGGCUGGGAGGGAGAGCAAAUUCAAGCCCUGGGAUGGGCUGCACCAAAACUCUGUCCGCCUGGCAAGAAAACUCAAUCGCAUCCUUCAGCCCUGCGAGACCGAAGAUUUACGAGAUGCCUUCAAGCUUCUUGGACUGUGA